UCGUUGUCGUUAUCAUCAUCGAUUAUUUCAUCCUCGAGAUCGCUUGCUCUCGAUAACACCGAAACCACGGAUUCACAGAAAAAGUCAAUUGUCAAGAACAAACCGGAUAAACCUUCUGAUCGAAUUGAUCUCGAUGCUAGCAAUGAUUCAUCGCAAAAACUUAUUUACCCAUCGACAACAUUGACCUCGGAGAAGAAUAGUGUAUCCGAAUUGGAAAGCAAAGAUAAAUCGUGUACGAAUCGUGCAGAAGAAGCGACAGUAAUCACCUCAAGAAAGUGCGAAUCGUCGCCGACAAAAGUGCUUCCGAUAUCAAAGAACGACGAAAUGUUAAAACACACAAUGAAAGAAACUCCCGCAAAAGACGAGUCUUUGUUAAACGAAGCAGACAUUUCAGAGACUCCCAGCAGUUCAAAAAUUGGUGUCGAUCAUCUAACCAAUUUGUCUUCAAAAAUUUCGGCGUUCAUCAGCUCGGAGGAUCGAAAAUUACCAAAUUUCAAUCAGCCGUUACCCGUCGAAAAGUCUAGUACGAGAAAGUCGAAACAAAAGCCAACAGUGGUACAUGUACAACGCGUCAAAUCGAAUUCAUUCCUUUCCCUCAAACCAUCUAGCAAACCAUCCAAGAGAUCUCUUCUACAAAAAGAGAAAGCAUCCUCGUCUAUAGAUAAGAAGUUGGUUCUGCAACUAGAAGCGAAACGUCAACGUAUGAUUGCCAAGAUUCGAGAAAUUUCUAAACCCAAUGCAUCUCGUGUUAAAUCUCAACAAGCAUGCAUUCUUUUGAAAAAUAAAAGAAACGUUGGUUCGAAAAUACGAAAUGGUCGAUACAAGUGUGGUCCAAGAAAAGGUGUCCAGUUUAGCGAGAAACAGGCGAAGGAGAGGAGGAAACAAAGAGAAAUGAAUGAAGCCAACAAUAAAAACGAUAGCAGUAACUGUAACAACAAUAAUGUCGAUCGCAACGACGGUAAUAAUUACGCCGACAAUGAUAACGAAGGUGACGGUGACAGUAACACCACUAGCAAUAACGGCAACAGCAAUAAUGGUAGUUUGCGCAACAACAACGAUAACCAGAUGAAAUGUUCGUCCACGAAAGGCGUAUCGAAAACAGAAUUGUGUAAUCCGGGAUAUUUAAAGAAACACUGUCAAGCGAAUUCCAACGGAGACACGAGUGUCACGGAUAAUGUAACUUCAACAUUAAAACCUGUAAAACGCUGUACUGUCGAUACGACCAACAAAUUGAAAAAUAUUCCCGGUAAUGCGAAUAAUAUUGAAAAUAACAUCAAAGAUGAUAUCGGAGUUCCGGAGAAUCAAGGAGAACAUGAAAUUCACGACACGACUCUCGUGGAAAAGAAUGUAAUCGUAGAAAGAAAGGAAACGAUAGAAAAUUCUGACGCAAAGUGCGCUACAAUAGUAAUCGAAGAAAAUAAUGUACAUGUCUCGGAGGAGCGUAUUCUAAACGUAAACAAGUUCAAGAAUGAGAUAGCGAUUGAAGGUAAAAGUAUUUCAGGAGAAACAAAGACCGACUCGUUGAAAAAUGAAAGUAAUUCGAACGAAGAAAAUAUAUGUCCUUCCAAAGAAUACCCGAGUCGCGGUGGUAAAGCAAACGGCAUUUUAAAAUCGAAGGUAGAUCAGGUGAAACGGGAUUUGUUCAGUGACGAAGAAAAUGAUCAGAAAACAUCGAGUUCGUCUAAAUUGCCGAGCAACGAAGAAAACGAUAUAUCCGAUAGCAUUGCGUCGGCGACCUCGAGGAGUCUCAAUUCGGAAAACCCAAAAGGUUUGUCACGCGUACUUCAAUGUUUACAACUCAUUCCUACGUGUAAGAAUGAUCACUCGCCGAUAUUUCCUGAAUUCAGGCGUGAAAACAACCACGAGACAGCGCUUAACGUGAUCAUUCCCAAUUCGGUGGAAUAUCACUUCCACUACGACGAUAACACCCUACAAAAGAAAAGAAGACGCAGAUAUAGCAAUCAAGAGCUGGAAUUCCAGAUCAACAUUGUCUUGAACGAUCAAGGUUGCGAUGAAUGCGUUAAAGUGAUGACUGCUUCCAAUUACGAAGAAAUACUUAAUCUACCCCCAAAAUCGAGGAAACGUUCGGGAAAUAGAAAGUCACCCGUUAAAAAUGAAAAUGUCCCCGAAUCAACCAACAAACCGCAAAUCGCAACGAUAAAUCUCCAUACGAAACCUUUAGCCGCAUCUUCUCCUUUAGACAAAGUCUUAACGUCCAAAGUGAAAAAGGCCACUAAUAAAAUUGUUCACGAGACAAACGAAAAAAACCACGAUGGAGUAUCUAAUAACAAGAAAAAAACAAAACUGGAUAAAAUUCCUGAAAUUGCUCAAGAUAACUCUACCGCGAAAGUUUUUAGAAGGAAAUUACCAGAACCAAAAGAAAGCAAACCGAUCGACAAACGACAAUACACAACGGAUCCACAAACAUUAUUAAGCAAUAUAGACUUGGAUAAAUUUUUAACAUCCGUUCAUGGACCAGCGUGACAGUGAAAUUCAACUAACUAACCAACUAAUCAACUAACCAACCAUGUAUGUAAAAAGUAUUUAAAACACGACGAAAGUGUACAAUGACAUAAAAUGAGCAUUAUUCUUUUUCUUUCC
Nomia melanderi (Alkali bee) is the source of this 2601-nucleotide messenger RNA. RefSeq lists its product as uncharacterized. Gene Ontology annotation, molecular function: protein binding. The record is from RefSeq and is a predicted model, not a curated record. NCBI's taxonomy places the organism in Eukaryota, Metazoa, Arthropoda, Insecta, Hymenoptera, Halictidae.